Engraulis encrasicolus (European anchovy) is the source of this 3501-nucleotide messenger RNA. Its product is annotated as desmocollin 2-like protein. Bases 85 to 2811 code for a protein of 908 amino acids. Gene Ontology annotation, cellular component: catenin complex; adherens junction; plasma membrane. Gene Ontology annotation, molecular function: calcium ion binding; cadherin binding. The transcript has 16 exons. Gene Ontology annotation, biological process: cell morphogenesis; multicellular organism development; cell-cell junction assembly. The record is from RefSeq and is a predicted model, not a curated record. NCBI's taxonomy places the organism in Eukaryota, Metazoa, Chordata, Actinopteri, Clupeiformes, Engraulidae.
CCAUCCACACCCAUACCCGCCCAAAAUACAACACCGUACCACGUCGUGCUUUUAAAUUUACAACAGAUCACAGUUGCUCUGGCUAUGAACAGUCAACAGGCUGCUAAAAUGUUGCAUCCUUGUAAAUUCUGGAUUUGCUUCUUUGUACAGAUUCUUCUCUACUCUUGUGUCCAGUCUUGUUUCCCUGCUUCCUUUCAAGCAACAUCACCUGAAGAUGUUGUCACUGGUUAUGUCAUAGCAAAAGUGAAUGUGGCCAGCUGUGCUUCAACAUUAGAGCACUUUGAUUCAAGUGACCCUGACUUCGCAAUACGCCCUGAUGGCUCUAUCGUUGCACUCCACAACACCAACAUACCUGCUGCUGGGAGAGUCUUCACAGUGUGGGCCUCGGAUAGCAAUGGACACCAAAGUAAAAUGCACGUCUCUAUCACGAGGAAGUCGCCUCAGACGGUGAAGACUGGCAUUCUGAGGCGGUCUAAAAGAAGAUGGAGCCCGCCACCUCUCAAUAUUGUUGAAAAUGACAAUGUUGGUCUUCCGAAAAAUGUUGAGCAGAUUGGCUCAGAUUCAUCUAAUGUGUACAAUGUGUACUAUGUCAUCUCUGGUCCUGGAGUGGAUGAGCAGCCAGUGGGGGUGUUCAGUGUGGAACCAAACAGUGGCAUGUUAAGGGUCCAUAAAGCCGUUGACCGGGAGCAGUACCCCCAAUUCAAAUUCUUUGCCAGGGUAUAUGACAAAUAUACCAAUGCAGAGACAGACAAACCUCUCGAUAUCACAGUAAAUGUGAUAGAUCUGAAUGACAAUGCUCCAACAUUUCCUGCCUCACUAACCUUUUCAGUAUUGGAACAGACCGCAGGUGCUGUGGUUGGGCAAAUUAAUGCAACAGACCGAGAUGAAGCAGGCACAGACCACACCAAGAUUAGAUACAAACUCUUGGAUGGCAAUGAUCUGUUCUCUAUUGAUUCUCAGACUGGCAUCAUCAAGACAAAAACUGCCACGCUAGACAGAGAGGCUAAACCCAAUCAACUUGUAACUGUUGAGGUUAGAGACAUGAAUGGGGCAUCAAAUGGGUUGUUCAAUACAGCCACAGCUACCAUUCGUCUGGGCGACAUCAAUGAUAACCCACCAGGUUUCACAAAGAGCUCUCACAGUGUAAAUGUGAAAGAGAAUGUGGGCGGCGAGACUCUACUACUCAGAAUCCCAGUGGAGGAUAAAGACCUGGAAAAGACACCCAACUGGGAGUCUGUGUUUGACAUCACCAAGGGCAACGAGAAUGGGAACUUCAGAAUUGAGACAGACCCAGACACCAACGAGGGCCUCCUGUACCUGACAAAGCCUCUGGAUCACGAGCAGGCCAAGACUCUGAACUUGGAGGUCCAGGCUCGGAACAAGGCUCCAUUGAGUGGCACAUCAGCCUCGUGGGCAUCCAUUCCUGUCAGUGUCAAUGUCGACGACGUGGAUGAAGGGCCGGAGUUCAUGCCAGAAAACCUGCAACUGAGGAUCAAGGAGGGGCUGCCCAAUGGCACCGUCAUUGGCACCUACACAGCAAAAGAUCCAGAGACCAACAGUGGCGCAGGAAUCAAGUACUAUGAGGUCUCAGACCCAGCCUCCUGGAUUGAUGUGGGUGAAACCAAAGGGGAGCUGAAGAUCGCUAACACCAUGGACAGGGAGUCUGACUUUGUGAAGAAUGGCAUGUACAACCUAACCGUGAAAGGGGUGGAUCCUAGUGGUAAAACAGGCACAGGGACGGUUUUCAUCACUCUGGAAGAUGUGAAUGACAACCUGCCCACACUGCCGUCUCAUGACCUGGUUCUGUGCGAAAAGGCCGAUGGGCUGGGCUCGGUGGUGGUGGUGGCGGAGGACAAUGAUGAGAAGCCAUUUUCCUCCCCCUUCCUCUUCAAGCUGAUGGAGCCAUACGAAGGGAAAUGGACCCUGAGCAAACUAAAUGACACGGCAGCGACACUGCAACAGGAGAGCGAGCUCCCCACAGAAGUGUACGAGAUCCCCGUGCUGGUCACCGACCUCCAGGGCAUGGGGGAGACCCAGGUGGUCCGGGUGAGGAUCUGCCGCUGCCACUACGACCAGUGCGUGGUCCGAGACAAGUCCACUGCCCUGGGGGUGGGAGGCAUCCUAGCCAUGCUGCUGGGUCUGGCCCUGCUGCUGCUGUUGUGUCUUUUGGCCGCCUGUGUUUGCGCAACCAAGGGUGAGAAGCUGGAGCUGAAAGAUGACCUUUGGAAUGGCGGCAUGCUCCUGAAAUCAAACACAGAGGGCCCAGGGGAGGAGGGAUCGGCAAUUGUCAUUGUGCCAAACACAGGCAUGGAGAAAGGUGCUGUGAAAGGUGAUGCCAUGGAUAAUGGUGCGUUUGGCACCAUGGGCGGUGCUGGCAACAUGGGCAUGGGCAUGGCCAGUGCCAACACCGUCGCAGGUGCCUGGCAGUCCACCCAGCCGCCUGUCGGACUGCAGCAGUCAUCCGGCGUCAUGACGAUGGACGUGAUGGACAUGAACACCAGCAGCCAGUACGAUUUCGGAGGCGGCCAGGGGAUGGACGAGAGGAUGUUCCAUCUGAACCAGAGGGACGCCACCGCUCUUCACACGUGGAGGACAAACGGCAUCUUUCUAGACAUGAAACUGAAUUACCUGGCCACAGGGGAGGACGGCCGGUAUGCAGAUGACAUCCUCCACCCGUACAACUUUGAGGGGGAGGGCUCCGUGGCCGGCUCCGUGGGUUGCUGCAGCGACCAAAGCUAUGGCAACCUGGACUUCCUGGAUACACUUGGACCAAAGUUCAAAACGCUGGCGGAUGUCUCGAACAAAAAAUAACGCUGGAGCGAAGGGAGGAGGAGCCCCCAUUGCAAUGCAAAUGACUAUGGUUAAGGAUUCCCGGAACAGCACAUUUGAAGUUGUCACACGUUGUGGCUAAGUCUGUAGUGUUGAGACUACAAAUAGGAAUAGGGUAAAAACACAGCACUGCCAAUGUACAUAAGAGGGUUCUUUUCAUGUAAUCUGUUCUAUGCCAUUAAAAGUUAUGGACUGUCAGAAACAGUAUUUUUAUGCACUCAAGAUCAAUGUUGUGUACAUUAUGAGACAUAUGCCACUUCAAUAUUAUUUUGUCUUUGCCACAUAUGCUGUAGAUAUGGAAAAUGGGGUUGUGCUUUCUGUGAACUUUUGAGAAUGUUCUUUCUAUAGGGUUGUUUUUGCACUAAAUGUAAGUUGGGGUAUCGUGAAAUACUGCUGUUUACUUUCCCACAAACAUGUUCAGAAUUUUCUUACUCUGAAUCCUAAUACUGUAGAUGGUUCUUAUGAAUGCAAGUGAUAGUUCUCAAUGUAAGAAUGGUUGAGCGUGAGUGUAGUUUUGUCUGUGGUUUGAUUUCAGAAAGUGGGCACAAAGUAGCAUUUCUGCUGUAUAAGAAAGAAUCCUCAAUGUUCAAUUUUUUUUUAUUAUAUUGCCUAUUUUCUAUUGUCUGUUAAAUAAAUAUUUUGUAUGCCCUGUGACAUAGGCUACAUGCCUCA